GCCACUGUGCUGCUUCGCGACCGUUGGACUGUUUGUCAGUUGAGCUGUCUGCUUAAAGUCAGUCAAUUAAAGUUGUAUGUUCGUUUUAAAAAAAAAAAUGGUCAUAAAAUAAAACACCCACAAUAUAAAGUGUAACGCUGCUGGUUACGCUGACAACUUUGUGUGGUAAUUAGUUCCGGGGUAAUUUUGUAACUUGGUCACGUAAUACACCGUACCACCGAUCCAAUGCACUUGUCCCUGCUGACCUGUACCUUGUACCCUCUUUAAUGUCCACUGCGGUGCUAAUUGCCGCUGUUGUCGGCGGCGGGGUCCUGUUCCUCAUGCGCCGUUUGUACCCCGGGCAGAAAGCCGCGAAGCUGCUCCGGUAUCCAGCCGACACUAUGCGGGGGAAGACGGUCAUCGUUACCGGGGCUAACAGCGGGAUAGGGAAGGCCCUGGCCGGGGAGCUGCUGAAGCUCCAAGCCCGGGUCAUCAUGGCCUGUCGGGACCAGCGGAGCGCCGAGGAGGCAGCGCAGGAGAUCAAGAAACGAGCGGGACCAGGGCAGGGGGAGCUGGUCCUCAAACACCUGGAUCUCGCUUCUCUUGGGUCAGUUCGAAGAUUUUGUGAGGAAAUUCGUGCGGAGGAGUCUAAGAUUGACGUGCUCAUCAACAAUGCAGGCGUUUACCAGUGUCCCUACAUGAAGACAGAGGAUGGGUUUGAGAUGCAGCUCGGUGUGAACCACCUGGGUCACUUCCUCCUCACUCACCUCCUGCUGGACCUCCUGAAGUCUUCGGCUCCGAGCCGCAUCGUUGUGGUUUCCUCAAAGCUUUACAAGUAUGGCCGCAUCAACUUUGAUGACCUGAACAGUGAAAGUAACUACAACAAGGCCUUCUGCUACAGUCAGAGCAAGCUGGCCAACCUGCUGUUUACACUUGAACUGGCUCGACAGCUGGAGGGCACGGGGGUCACAGUCAAUGCUCUCACCCCGGGCAUCGUGAGGACCAGACUAGGCAGGCAUGUUCAAAUCCCUCUCCUGGCAAAGCCACUGCUCUACCUCGCCUCGCUGAUCUUUUUCAAGAGUCCACUGGAGGGGGCCCAGACUCCUCUCUAUCUGGCCUGCUCCCCAGAGGUGGAAGGAGUGUCGGGGAAGUGUUUCGCUAACUGUGAGGAGGAGGAACUAAUGGCCAAAGCUACAGAUGAACAGGCAGCCAAGAAACUGUGGGACAUAAGUAGCAGGAUGGUUGGACUAACCAACUAAGCAGAAUCCUGUUCUCUGGACGGUAUUUCAGGGGACUUAUGUGUUCUUGGACAAGAUAAUCCAUCCCUAGCGGCCCCACAGACUUUACGGUGAGAGAUGGCUUGUGAAAAGACCAAUGGCCACCGUCGGGGUCAAAUCGAUAAUUGACUGAAAUAUUGUGCCAGUGAAGUGUGUCAAUUAAGUCUCUGUGAGCAAAUGUGCUGAGAUUACAUUGCAGAGAGUUGAUCGGAGAUUGUAUAAAAUUAAAAAAUAUAUUAAAAAAGUCCCAGUAAAAUCAA
Xiphias gladius (swordfish) is the source of this 1516-nucleotide messenger RNA. It is a transcript of the gene rdh14b, whose product is annotated as retinol dehydrogenase 14b. The transcript has 2 exons. The record is from RefSeq and is a predicted model, not a curated record. The coding region runs from base 267 to 1238 and encodes 323 amino acids. NCBI's taxonomy places the organism in Eukaryota, Metazoa, Chordata, Actinopteri, Istiophoriformes, Xiphiidae.